This is a messenger RNA of Sphenostylis stenocarpa, 1635 nucleotides long. Lineage: Eukaryota; Viridiplantae; Streptophyta; Magnoliopsida; Fabales; Fabaceae. The record is from the annotation of a GenBank genome assembly.
AUGAUUUCCACAGAAGUGGAAGGGGCUAAGAAGUCAUAUGGGGUAUACGACAGCAACACUGCAACAAAACUGUUUGUUUUUGGGGACUCCUAUGUUGACACAGGGAAUUUCGUGCAUUCAGAAUCAUACAAGCCUCCCAAUGGAAUCACUUUUCCUGGUAAACCUGCAGGGAGAUUCUGUGACGGUCGCAUUCUCACUGAUUAUGUUGCUUCCUUUCUGAAAAUUGAAUCCCCUACACCAUAUACGUUGAGAAAUUCGUCUAAUCUGCAGUACGGCAUAAACUUUGCCUAUGGAGGGACUGGUAUUUUCAACACUUCCAUUGAUGGACCAAACAUGACUGCCCAAAUUGACUCAUUUGAGAACCUAAUCCAACAAAAUAUCUAUACCAAACAUGAUCUUGAAUCCUCAAUUGCUCUCGUCAAUGCUGGUGGUAAUGAUUAUACAAAUGCAGUUAAAAAUGGGCGCAUUUUAGAUAUGCCAGCCUUCAUUGAAUCCCUUGUGAAGCAAAUAUCUGUAAAUCUGAAUCGCAUUCACAGCUUAGGGAUAAAUAAGGUAGCAGUGGGGUUAUUACAACCAAUUGGGUGUUUGCCUGCGUUGAAUGUGAUAUCUUUCCGUAAGAAAUGCAUUAGCGUUUUGAACUUUGUCUCCAAAGAUCACAACAUAAAGCUGCUCCAAGCUAUAGAACAACUCAACAAUCAAACAGGCAAAUCAGUUUUCAUAACACUAGAUCUCUACAGCUCCUUCUUCUUAGUAAUUGAAACAAUGCAGAAACAGCAUGCUGCCAAGAUAUCAUCAAUGGUGAAGCAAACUCUAUCAGUAAUCACUCUGCUCCUUCUCAUCUUCUUCAUUUUAAGAGAAGUGGAAGGGGCUGAAAGGUUAGAUGAGGUAAAACUAUUUGUUUUUGGAGACUCUUAUGUUGACACGGGGAAUUCGGUGAACUCAGCAUCGUAUCAGCCUCCUAGUGGAAUUACUUUUCCUGCUAAACCUGCUGGAAGGUUCUCUGAUGGUUGUGUCCUCACAGAUUACAUUGCUUCAUUUUUGAAAAUAAAAUCCCCCACACCCUAUACAUUUAGAAAUUCCUCUGAACUACAAUAUGGUAUGAACUUUGCUCAUGGAGGGACUGGUAUUUUCAAUACUUUGGUUGAGGGACCAAACAUGACUGUCCAAAUUGACUCAUUUGAGAAGCUAAUCCAACAAAAAAUCUAUACUAAAGCCGACCUUGAAUCUUCAAUUGCUCUAGUCAAUGCUGCGGGUAAUGACUAUGCUACAUUUCUACAAGGAAAACAUGGGAGCAUACAAGAUAUACCAGUUUUCACUGCAUCCCUUAUUCAGCAAAUGUCUUUAAAUCUCAGACGUAUCCACAGUUUGGGAAUAAACAAAAUAGCAGUGGGAUUAUUAGAGCCUAUAGGGUGCAUGCCUUUGUUAACUGUGGCAUCUUCUUAUGACAAAUGCCUUGAACCUUUCAACUUCGUCUCCCAAAAUCACAGUCAAAGGCUUCUCCAAAUUGUGCAAGAACUUAACAAGGAAUUGGGAAAACCGGUCUUCGUGACACUAGACCUAUACAACUCUUUCCUCUCUGUAAUUGCAACUAUGCAGAAAAGGCGUUCUGGUAAGUUCUCCAUCUGCUUUUACUAA